CACGUACCAAACAAACGUCGCUUUCCGUCUCCGCGCAUUGAGUUUUAAAGGCACCAUGGCAAAUGUGGACAUAUCUAACAAUCCGGAGCGUCAUGUUGCACGGAGAACCUUUCCCCUUCUCGCCCGGACAAGGGUUUGUCGCAACCUUUUCGGACCCGUAGACCACGAGGAACUGCACUGUGAAAUGAAACUCAAACUGCAGGAGAUCUCCGAGCGAGACCAGAGCCGGUGGAAUUUUAACUUUGAGACCAACUCGCCAUUGCCUGGAGAUUACGAAUGGGAAGCGAUAUCACAGGACAGUUUGCCAUCUUUCUAUAAGGAUACAAUGCAGAAUAAGAGAGCGCGAGACGCGGCGCCUGAGCAUGCAACAGAAGAUGCAUCCGUCGUUGACUGGGGAUCUCACUCGAUAUCGGAUAGCGGUUCGGUUCAAGAAUCUGCAGACAUGCCGAGUCGAUCCAACGAGCUGAACCAGGAGAAUCACUCCGGUGCUCUCAACUCAAGACCUGCUCGCUCUGUAGUCGUAAGAAAUAGACGAAAAAGAACAUUCACCCCAGAGUCCUCCAGAAACAGCACACCUCAAAUUACAGACUUCUUCCCGAAGAGAAAAAGGACUCUGGAGUCCAAGCAGGAUGAACGCACAUCCACCAACCUUGAAGUAACGCCACGUAAAACUAUAAGAUGAUGUUUGCACUCCAGUGAAUAUAUACAGCAGUCCUCGUGAGUUUAUCUGCAGAGCGGAUGAAAGGAAACAUUUAAGUGGACGAAACUUGAACUCAGAUGCAUGUAGCAAUACGAGAUUUGUUGAAGUGUUACAAUAUCCAAACGGUGCAAUUUUAUAUUUAUUUUGUUUUGUGUAGAGGGCUAGGCCACACAGCUCUAAAUAGACUAGAAUAUUUUCUUCUUUGAAAUAUUCUACUAAUUUAUUUUAUUUAUGUUUCAUUGAUAGUUUGUUACACUUUAUUAUUUACAGCUAUUGUUAUUGAUUUGUAUUAUUUCGGCCAUAUUUUAUGUUGUGUUUUAAUUGCAGCAUCAUGUAAAGAAUAUUUUUGAGGCGUUUCGAAAAUAUAUUCUGUA
Xyrauchen texanus (razorback sucker) is the source of this 1074-nucleotide messenger RNA. Its product is annotated as cyclin-dependent kinase inhibitor 1B-like. Gene Ontology annotation, molecular function: cyclin-dependent protein serine/threonine kinase inhibitor activity. The coding region runs from base 56 to 682 and encodes 208 amino acids. The record is from RefSeq and is a predicted model, not a curated record. The transcript is spliced from 3 exons. Gene Ontology annotation, cellular component: nucleus. Lineage: Eukaryota; Metazoa; Chordata; Actinopteri; Cypriniformes; Catostomidae. Gene Ontology annotation, biological process: regulation of cell cycle.